Oncorhynchus masou masou (cherry salmon) is the source of this 7521-nucleotide messenger RNA. Its product is annotated as phosphatidylinositol 4,5-bisphosphate 3-kinase catalytic subunit beta isoform-like. Lineage: Eukaryota; Metazoa; Chordata; Actinopteri; Salmoniformes; Salmonidae. Bases 2151 to 5393 code for a protein of 1080 amino acids. Gene Ontology annotation, cellular component: phosphatidylinositol 3-kinase complex; plasma membrane; cytoplasm. The record is from RefSeq and is a predicted model, not a curated record. Gene Ontology annotation, biological process: phosphatidylinositol-mediated signaling; phosphatidylinositol 3-kinase/protein kinase B signal transduction; phosphatidylinositol-3-phosphate biosynthetic process. The transcript has 25 exons. Gene Ontology annotation, molecular function: 1-phosphatidylinositol-4-phosphate 3-kinase activity; 1-phosphatidylinositol-3-kinase activity.
UAGUUUUGUGUAGUUAGUUAAAUCACUAGCUACCAGGACUAUCAACAUUCACCCUUUUUGCACUAAUUAUUUUGACUCAUCACAUCCGUUGCUCUUACUGUCUAUCUAUCCUGUUGCCUAGUAACUUUACCCGUACAUAUAUGUACAAGUCUACCAAAAUGACCUUAUUCCCCUGCACAUUGACUCAGUACUGGUACCAGUGUAUAUAGCCAAGUUAUCAUUACUCAUUAUGUAUUUAUUCCUUGUUAUUGUUUUCUAUAUAUUUCUCUGCAUUGUUGGGAAGGUCUCAUAAGUAAGCAUUUCACUGUUCAUCUACAACUGUUUACAAAGCAUGUGACAAAUAUAACAUUUGAUUUGUGGGCUGUGUUGCUAGGGGUUUGGCGUUUUGGUUAGCGUUUAGCAUCAGGGUUUCCUGGUAGAGCGAUACAGGCCGAGACUGACACAGACGCACAGAUGGCAAUGAACCGUAUACUCAUUCAGACACACACAUAAAAGAAGACACUGACAGACUGAGGAACACACAGCUCUUGGAUGUAUUGGGUCAUGUGAUGUGAGAGCUUUGAUAAGCCCAGAUCCCUAUGAAUCCAUCCAGUCAGUUAAACAUUGACUCUCCAGACUACAAGAUCGUAUCAGUACUGCUACAGCCACACAGUUCCUGGAAUGAGCGUGAGUCUGCCGCUUGUAGGUUUUUUUUUGCGGUGUGUGUGUGUGUCUGCUUGUUUGUUUGACAUGUUUAGCUGUCCAUUUCCAAACCCUAUUCUGGAGAAACUCAGAAUGGACUGUGUGUGUGUGUGACUGCGUGCAGUAUAUUUGAUUACGACCAUUUCAUCGCUCUCUUUCUGUGAAUUUAUCCAGUCCCUUAAAGGUGGUUGACGUGUUCCAUCCUGAGUGUCACUGUGUAGUGAACAGACAGACAAAAAAACACACAACUAAACUCUGGCAUGUUUUCCUGGGCUGCCCAGGGUCACGCCCUCCUUAACAAGAUUGGCCAUCUUUGCCAUUGGGAAAACACAGGAAGUCUGCAGCCUUCCUCCUCGUGUGUGUGCCUGCAAUAUGUUUAUCUACCAUACCACGGAGUUUACAUUUCCUCUGCCCAUAGUGAGGGGAUAUAGCCCUUUAAAUGACGGAGGUGGUGUAAUACAUGUGCUUUAUGUAAACAGCAGGGUAAUGUUGUGGUAUGUGCGUACUGAGUAUAUUAUGUACAAUUUAGAAUUAAUAUACUUAGUUUAACUAAUUGAACACCUUUUUCCUUUUUUUUGGAGGAGGAAGGGUGAGCUGCAGGAUUAUCUGAGAUGAAGUACUUGCAAUACCUGUUGUCUACUCUUGGCUGGAGAGGAAAGAGGGGCAGUGAAAUGCCACUUUGGUUAAAGUGCCUAUAGAUAUAUACAUAUAGUCUCACACUCAGAGAACCACAUCUCUCGCUCCUCUAGUUCCUUCUCAAACACUCACUGACCAUGUGGUCUCGCUCUCUGUAGCCGAUGUAAGUCCUUUUCAAACGGGUCAACGUUCGCAAGGCCGCGGGGCCAGAUGGAAAGUGUCUUCACUGACAUUUUCAACCUAAUCCCUAAUCCAGUCUGUAAUACCAACUUGUUUCUAGCAUACCACCAUAGUCCCUGUGCCCAAGAAUGUCAAGGUCCACAAAUUUCACGAUCUCUAUUGCACCCCACACUGCAUGCACCCACCUGGACAAAAUGAAUGCCAAUGUAAGAAUAUGGAUCAUUGACGACAGCUCAGCCUUCAACGUCAUAAUCCCCUCCGAGCUCUGGGACUGAACAACUCCCUCUGCGACUGGAUCCUGGCCUUCCUGAUGGCUGCCCCCAGGCGUUGAGGGUAGGCAACAACCCAUCCACCAUGCCUACCAUCAACACGGGGGCGACUCCAACACCAUCGUCAAGUUUGCUGACAACACGACUGUGGUCGUGAUCACCGACGACGAUGAGGCAGCCUAUAGGGAGGAGGUCAGAGAUCUGGCAGUGCCAGGACUACAACUUCUCCCGCAAUCUGAGCAAGACAAAGGAGCUGAUCGAUGGGGCUGUAGUGGAAUGCAGUGUCCCUCCCCUGACACACCCAACAUGGAGGAGAGCCACAGGGAAUAAAAGCCUCCAGGAGACUAUAGGUCCUUAUGGUUGAGCUGGGUGUUGGUCCCUACGAUGCCUCCUGCCAUGACAAACCUCAUGGACAUGUGGGCAGCCCACUCCCAGCUGUCUGGAGAGGACCUGGUCACUGUGGACUUCCUGUUACCCACCGGCAUCUACAUUCAGAUGGACGUCCCCAGAGAGGCCACCAUACAACACAUCAAACUGCUCCUAUGGAAGCAGGCCCAGUCAUACCCCCUGUUCCCUUCUCUGGGGGAGAUGGAGGGCCACAUGUUUGAGUGUGUGAACCAGGCAGCGGUGCACGAGGAGCUGGAGGAUGAGACCAGGCGCCUCUGUGAUGUCAGGCCCUUCUGGCCCAUGCUCAAACUGGUCACACGUAACUGUGGCCGCGCCGAACGCCUACUCGACUCCAAGAUCGGCGUGCUCAUUGGAAAAGGUCUCCACGAGCUGGACGCUCUGCAGGACCAGGAGGUGAAGGACUUCCGCAGUAAGAUGUUCCGUAUCAGCGAGGAGAAGAUGCAGCGGGUACAGCUGAUGACAUGGAGCGAGUGGCUGCAGGCCUGUUUCUCUCCGCAGCUGGAGCCAGGGGGAGGAGCCACACCCGUCACAGACGGUGUCAACGACAAACAGGCCGAAGCCAGCCUCAAAGUCACCAUGCACUUCGACCAGUCCCAGGACACAGCCAGUCUGAAGGUGUGGCCCAGCACCAGUCCCAGUGAGCUGAUGGAACAGGCGUUGAGGAAAUGGCUGACGACCCACGGCCCCGAGGAGGAGGGACGCCAGGCCGAGCAGUACGUUCUGAGGGUCAGCGAUAAGCUGGAGUUCCUCUGUGGAGACCACCCCCUGAUACAGUACAAGUACAUCAAAGCCUGUCUCCAGGCUAAGGAGUGUCCCCACCUGACCCUGGUCCAGGUCAGCACAGUCCAGGCCAUGUUCGAGAAGGAGAUCUCGGCCAUCGGAGCUGUGGUCAACCGCAAGAGCUCCAACCCCCCCUUACCCCUUCCCCCCAAGAGGAGGGGGCCCUCGCAAGUGAAUACGUGUGUAUGGGAGGUGUCCACCCCGUUUAAGAUCGUCCUAAUCAAAGGCAGCAAGGUGAACGCUGAGGAGACAGCCAAGGUCCAGGUACGUGCAGGCUUGUUCCAUGGCACAGAGCUGCUGUGUAAGCCAGCGGUGAGCAGCGAGAGCAGUGGCCGCUCUGAACACGUGUGGAAUCGCACGCUGGAGUUCGACAUUACCGUGAGCGACCUGCCGCGCAUGGCCCGCCUCUGCUUCGCCGUCUACGCCGUCAUGGACAAGGUCAAGAAGCAGAAGUCCACCAAGAACGCCCACAUCAACAAGUACCAGACCAUCCGCAAGUCUGGCAAAGUGCACUACCCUGUAGCCUGGGUGAACACCAUGGUGUUUGACUAUAAAGGACAGCUGAAGACUGGAGAUAUCAUCCUUCACAGCUGGUCUUCCUUUCCUGAUGAACUUGAAGAGAUGCUGAAUCCCAUAGGAACCAUCCAGACCAACCCUUACACUGAGAACACUACAGCACUCCACAUCCACCUCCCUGACUACAACCCUCACCCCAUCCUAUUCCCCCCCUUCGACAAGAUUCUGGAGAAAGCUGCAGAGAUCGCCGGGUCAAGCGACUGCUUGCCCAUGGGCCGAGGCGGUAAGAAGUUCCACAUCGAGCUGAAGGAGAUCAUGGAGAGGGACCCUCUGUCCCAGCUGUGUGAGAAUGAGAAGGACCUCAUCUGGACACUACGCUACGACUGCAUGGAGAACUUCCCCCAGUCACUGCCCAAACUGCUGCUCUCCGUCAAGUGGGGCAAACAUGAGGACAUGGCCCAGCUCCAGGCCUUGCUGCAGAUCUGGCCCAAGCUGAGUCCCAGGGACGCUCUGGAGCUGCUUGACUUUAACUAUCCAGACCAGUACGUCAGAGAGUACGCUGUGGGCUGCCUGAGGGAUAUGAGUGAUGAGGAGUUGUCUCAGUACCUGCUCCAGCUGGUCCAGGUGUUACGUUAUGAACCCUACUAUGACUGUGCCCUCACCCGCUUCCUACUGAACAGAGCCCAGUGCAACCGCAACAUAGGACACUUCCUCUUCUGGCAUCUCAGGUCAGAGAUGCACAUGCCAGCCGUCGCUGUCCAGUUCUCUCUCAUUCUGGAGGCUUACUGUCGCGGCAGCAUCCCUCACAUUGAGGUCCUGAAGAAACAGGUGGAGGCUCUGAGCAAGCUGAAGUCUGUAAAUGAGCUGAUCAAGCUGGGCACCAUCAAGAACGCCCGCAGUAAGACCAAGGAGGCCAUGCUCACCAAAGAGGCCAUGAUGACUUGUCUGAGACAGAGUGGCUACACAGAGACCCUCUCUGACCUGCACUCCCCUCUCAACCCCAGUGUCCUGCUCUCUGGAAUCAAUGUGGAGAAGUGUCGGUACAUGGACUCUAAGAUGAAGCCUCUGUGGAUCGUCUACAACAACAAGCUGCUGGGGGGAGACACCCUGGGAAUCAUCUUCAAGAAUGGAGACGACCUGAGACAAGACAUGUUGACACUGCAGAUCUUGAGGUUGAUGGACCUGCUAUGGAAGGAGGCCAAUCUGGACCUGAGAAUUGUGCCUUACGGUUGCCUAGCGACUGGUGACCGGUCCGGGCUGAUCGAGGUGGUGUCGUCGGCGGAUACCAUCGCCAACAUCCAGCUGACCAGCAGCAACGUGGCGGCCGCCGCAGCCUUCAACAAGGACGCUCUGCUCAACUGGCUCAAAGAGAAGAACACUGGAGAUGCUCUGGAGAAGGCGAUCGAGGAGUUCACCCUGUCAUGUGCAGGCUACUGUGUGGCCACCUACGUCCUGGGGAUAGGUGACCGCCACAGUGACAAUAUCAUGGUCCGCAGCACUGGACAGCUCUUCCACAUAGACUUUGGGCAUAUCCUGGGGAACUUCAAGUCCAAGUUUGGCAUCAAGAGGGAACGCGUCCCCUUCAUCCUGACCCAUGACUUCAUCCACGUCAUCCAACAGGGAAAGACGGGCAACACUGAGAAGUUUGGCAGUUUCCGUAAUUACUGUGAACAAGCCUACCUGAUUCUGAGGCGAAAUGGGAACCUCUUCAUCACCCUGUUUGCCCUCAUGCUGACUGCUGGACUGCCAGAGCUCACCUCGGUCAAGGAUAUACAGUACCUAAAAGACUCUCUGGCCCUGGGGAAGACCGACGACGAGGCACUGAAACAGUUCCGCCAGAAGUUUGACGAGGCGCUGAGAGAGAGCUGGACCACCAAAGUCAACUGGAUGGCCCACAACGUGGUCAAGGACAACCGCUCCUAGAACAGACAGACAUCCUGAAGCUGGAGGGUUAAAGGUCAGGGGUUAGGAGGGUCUGAGGUCUAUCCAGGGCUGGGACAACCGUGAUUGAGCGGGCUACGGUGUUGCUAAGGGGUGAAGACCAGACAGGACUGGGCUUGGGGCCUUAAAGAAGGGGACCUAGAAGACCAUCUUAAACACACAUGCUCUUACAGGCUUAAAAUCCCCCUCCCUUUGCCUUUCCUCUGGCUUUUGAAGCUGCUGUGUGCCUCCAGCCAGUCCAGCAGUCCCAUUGUCUCUCCCUGAUCUUGUGACAUAUUUGUGGGUAAUGUGGUUGCGUGUUGCACUCGCUCAGUGAGAGUCAGAGCCCAACACCUGAGGAAUAGAGCCUGGACUAAACUAAUGAGGAAGGGGACAGGGGUGGUUAUCAGCAGGACUUCUGAUCUGCCUCGUGUUGGACUUAAAGGGAGAGGUUGGGGUUGAUCACACCCACUCCAGGCCUUGCACCAGACAGUUUGAUUGACAGCACACGUAAAGACUGGGGACCAAAGCGGCUCACCCGCGUGUCUUUAAAUGACACCAAAACGUGCGCAUGGCCAGAGGAAGUGGGUCUUAUUGGACCUUUCCUCACGAGGCUCCAGUCCAUCUUGAAAGUGUGCCUAAAAACUGGAACAGAUUGUAUCUUUUUAGUUUUUUUUUUUUUUGUUUUUAUUUUAUUGCCAUUUAAGAUUUAAUUCUAUCUAAGAUGUUUAAGAUGUAUAUGUGCCAGACUACUAGAGACAGACUUAGAGAGAGAGAGAGACCCUCUGAUCCUAUGGUCUUGAGAAAGAGUCACUCAUGACCAAAUUCUCUGGACGCCUCCUCCCGACAGCUACAGAAGCGUUUAUGUGCAGGUUUUUCAACUUUACGCACUCCGCUGUCCCCUUCUAGUAGCUAGCUAGUUAUUUCCCUCACUGUAACCUUAACAGAACUGCGGGAAAGCAGUGCUCAGCAAGCUGGGGCAAAGAACACUGAUUUGGCGUGCAUGCUGUGCGCUCCACACUGAAUACACCAUCCCGGUGACAACCAGAUAGUUACCAAUAUUAUCAUAUUUCUCAUGAAGGCUGCUAUCCUACUUGGAAUAAAACAAACUCUCGGGAAAGAUUUGGUGGAGUUAACAUUCACCGAUUUGAUUUGGUGGUUUAGCUCCAGGGAAGAGGCAUCCAUGUGGGUGGGGCGGUUCAAUUUGGUCACGCAGCUUCUGCUUUGAGAAAAGGGAUGAAUUGGACCAUCAAACACUGGCACCAUUUUGAAGAAAGGACGGAGGGAGAGAGAGAGCUUAAAAUGUUUCUAAAACUUUAUUUUGUGUUCCUGCUUUGGAAUGUGGAUGUAACAUUCCUGUGUUCCAUUUUAUCAAACCAUGGUGGUUGUUGGGCAAACAGAACAGGCACAAAGGGUGAGUCCUCACCACACUACCCCAUAGAGGUAUUAUCACUACCCCAUAGAGAUUCUGUCUUAGACAGACUUGCCUAAGGAUGCCAGAACUAGUCUUUCAAAGCACAAAACUGCUCACAUGACAACCACAAUGAAAGAACUCACUAAGAAAUAACCGAAGCAUGUAACUAAAAUGCCUUUUAGGACCAAAACAAAAGAGAACUUUGUCGUUUUAGGUUUGUUUUUACUGUGUUUUUAAUAAUCUGUUCAAAAAUCGAAUGUUUGUGAAAAAUGUUUUUUUUUUUUUACAUCAACUGAAAUGGGCGGAGUUUUGGACCUGUGGGAGGGGUUUGCCAGCAGAAGGCGUAACACUGCGAUUCAAAGCUACUUCCUGGGUUUGUCAUGAGGGGCUCUUCCAGUAUCUGUGUUUUGAUUUUGUGCAAUAUCCGUAUAGGAGUCUACAUGUAUAUUAUGUAAAUGAACCCUUGGGCCCUAAUGCCUGAGGCUAUAAUGGUUGUCACUGUGGGUUCAUGUAUAUUAUGUAAAUGAACCCUUGGGCCCUAAUGCCUGAGGCUAUAAUGGUUGUCACUGGGUUCAUGUGUAUUGCUGCUGUAUUUCUCACCGCUAGCCUUCUUAAGUCUCUCAGACACUGAAUAUUGUCAAAUGUACAGGCUUUUAUGGUUUUGCAGUUUUUUGUUUUCAUGUGAGUUUUAUUAAAGUUAUUUUCCAUCUAACUGCA